Messenger RNA from Brassica napus (rape), 535 nucleotides. Its product is annotated as succinate dehydrogenase assembly factor 4, mitochondrial. Gene Ontology annotation, biological process: mitochondrial respiratory chain complex II assembly. Gene Ontology annotation, cellular component: mitochondrion. The record is from RefSeq and is a predicted model, not a curated record. Bases 9 to 338 code for a protein of 109 amino acids. NCBI's taxonomy places the organism in Eukaryota, Viridiplantae, Streptophyta, Magnoliopsida, Brassicales, Brassicaceae. The transcript has a single exon.
AACAAACAAUGGCGACGAACAAAAUCGUCCGUCUGAUCGCACCAAGCCGAUCCGCCUCCUCUAGAUUCCUGGAGCCUGUAUCACGCUUUCUAAGCUCCGGCACUCCUCCUCCGCAGCCCCCGCAGUCACCAUCACCAUCUCCGAAUGAGGAUCAGGUUGUGAAGCCAGAUCAGAAACUUCAAGAGAAUCUGCAGAUGCCCAAGGAAGAGGAAGAUGAAGAAGAAGGAGGAGGUGGAGAGUUUUUCAACAAAGAUACCGGUGAGAUCGGAGGGCCUAGAGGUCCUGAGCCGACACGGUACGGCGAUUGGGAACAACGUGGUCGAUGCUCCGACUUCUGAUUGACACGUGAUGAUCCCAAGUAAAUCUCGGUCCUCGUUCAUCAUUUUUAUUCACUUUUAUAAGUUUUUAUGUAUUCGCAAAUAAUGGAGAACAUUAAGGAGAAAAAUUAAGGACAAGUUGGAACUAUGAUUUGUCUGGAUUCCUUGUGUGCUUAUGAAAUGUUUAGUUAUUUGAAUACAUAAAGUGACUUUGCUUA